GGGGCAACGCCAAGCAGAGGCCUUCGCUACCCGCUCGCCAUGGCUGGUCCUGCCGCCGCCGCCGCCGCCAUCCGGAUCGGGGACCAGCUCAUCUUGGAGGAAGACUACGACGAGACCUACAUCCCCAGCGAGCAAGAGAUCUUGGAGUUCGCGCGGAUGAUCGGGAUCGAGCCGGCCCACGAGCCGGAGCUGAUGUGGCUGGCGCGGGAAGGCAUCGUGGCGCCUCUGCCGGCCGAGUGGAAGCCCUGUCAGGACAUCACUGGUGACAUCUAUUAUUUCAACUUUGCCAAUGGUCAGUCAACAUGGGAUCACCCGUGUGAUGAACAUUACCGGCAGCUUGUGGUCCAGGAGAGAGAGAAGCUUCUGGGACAAGGAGGAGGUGUCAAGAAGAAAGAGUACAAGAAGAAGAAGAAGGAGAAGAAAGAUAAAAAGGAAAAGAGAGAGAGAGACCAGUUGAAACGUGCAGUUUCUCCAGGCUCUGUACUCACUCCUGUUCACCCCCCCUUGGGUGGAAGCCUGGCUCCUUUACGUGGCUCUACAGAUGCUCCUUUUGGUGUAGUCUGUGACCUGCUAAAUUCCAGUGGGAGAAGCUCAGGGGGGCCCAGGGCCCAGGGCCCAGCAACUACAGUGCUCUCCCAGGCCCUCAAGUCUGCCAGCUUAAGGAAUGGAUCCAGUGAAGAAGCAGCAGCAUCGUUAAUGCAGCUGACCCUUGAUGGGACAGAAAAGGAAGAAGAUGGCAGUGAGUGUCCCCGUGGGGAAGCCGGACUUCUCAAGAACCUGCAUGUGGAUGUUAGUGCCCUGGGCACCACCUUGGACAAUGAGGAGGUUUCUAAAGGCAGUAGCCCUGUAAACGAAUGGCAGGUGUCAGACCACUUGGACCCUGAGCCAAACGAUGUGGAGAUUCCAGACUUUGAGAACGUCUUAGAUAAGGGUGUAUGUCCUGAAGCCCUGGGCAGUACAGAGUUUGGGGUGAGCAGAGCAGCUGCUGAAAGUACUUGGAAAGAGAAGGCAGACGGAUCACUGGCACAGGAGAAAGACCAAAGCGGAGAGGAGCAAAGCCUGGCGAGCAGAGGAGAGGCAGAGGCCGAUAAGCGUGAGAGGAGUGGAAACUGUUCCAGUGCCAAAGAAAGGGUUGACGAGCAGCGUUCCAGUGUGGAGAAGAUGGGCUUGGCAGAUGCUGGUGCCCUGGAGGAGGAGGAGGGGAGAACUGUGAAUGGACUGAAGGACACCAAGGAGCCUGACGCACCUUGCCAGGGGGCGUUUGGGGCUGCAGUUAGGCAAACAGAGCCUUCUAAGCAGCAUUCGGGGGACUCCCUGGAGGAAAUAUCCAAGGAAGAACAGAAUUCACUGGAGCCAUUAAAAAUGCACCCGUGGCAAGAAGAAGAAGAAGAAGAGGCUCAAGUCCAGCGCUUCCGGCAAGAGGAGGCGAUGCAGCUGCUCCGCCAGCAAAAAGAGGCUGCCCUCUGGUCACUGAAAACAGAGUUGGAGAAGACCAGGCAAGAGGAGGAGCUCCGCUUGAGGGAGGUCUUGCAAGACAGACUCCUGAAACUCCAGAUCGAGAGUCAGUCUGAACUGGAAGCAGAGAAGGAGAGACUCAGAUUAGAGCAGGAAGCUGCAAUGCACAAGCUCCAAGAGGAUCUGGAAUCAUUGCAACAAUCAGAAAAGGCAAGGCUUCAGGAACAGAAGCAGCUUGUUCUGGAGAGAAUGAAGAUGGAAGCAGAAGCGAUUCAGCAGGCAGAACUGAAGAAGCUGGAGCAAGAGAACAUGAGAGCCUUGGGAGAGAUGAAGGAGAGACUGCAGAGGGAAAAGGAAAUGGCUGUGGAGGAGCUAGAGGAGCAGUUUGCGGCUGAGCUGCAGCACCAGCAGAAUGUAGCGCGAGCCGAGCACCUCAAGGUUGUCUCAGGCCUCCAGUCGCAGGUCGCAGAGGACCCCAGAAGGCAGGAAGCUGAGCUGCGGGAGGAUGCAAGUGCAGAGCAGAAAGCCCAGCAGAAGAGUCACCAAGUAGCUGAAUACAAGCAAGAGCUUGGCUGCCUCCUGGAGGAACAGCGGCAGGAGAUGGAGCAGGACCACUCCAGGAGGGUGGAGAGGAUGCGGAAGGCACACCAGGAGGCCCUGGCCAGGAUCCAGCAGCAAUAUGAGGACGAGGAGAGGAAGCAGCGGGCAGAGCGGGUGGCAGCUUGGAGAAGUGAGCAGCAUCGCCUGGAGGAGCUCCAUGAGGCAGAGCUCCAGGCCUUGUGGAAGAAGCAGGCCAUGCAGCUGAAGGACUUGCAGAAGAGCCACCAGCAGCAGGAAGAGAUCUUGAGGAAGAAAAAGCAGGAAGCGCUCGAUGAAGGGAAGAAAGUGGAGCAAGAGAUAAGAGAAGCAACUUUGGCAGCCCAGCUACGGAUUGCUGAGUCCCAAGGAGAGCAGGAGGCUCUCUCAGAGCUGAUCCAGCAGCUGCGCAAGGCAGUGCUCGAGCUCCAGGCCCAGAAAGCAGAGCUGGAGUCACAGGUGGAACUGCUGCACUUACGGAGUCAGUGCCUGCAAAAGCAGAUCAGUGAGCUGGAGGCUGCAAGCAGGAGCAAGCAAGAGCUGCUGGAGAAGCUGGAAGGGCAAAGCAAUGAGUCAUCCCCAAGGAAAACGGACGAAGCCCUCCGAGUGGAAGACCUGGGAGAGAGCGGUCCAGCGCCCUCCUCCAGAGAGAUGGGAUCUGAAACUAACCAGAGCCAUGAAGAAAGCAGCCUCGUUCCGGAUCAGGUUCGUCAUUAUAUUGCUGCUGAGGGAGCUUCUAUCAAGAAUACGAGGGAGUUCUUGGUGCACCAGACCCGCUCCAUGAGGAAAAGGCAAAGUACCCUGAGAUCUGUCAAGCAGCACUGGAGCCACGACCUGCAAAGGGCACAGGAAGCCGUGCCAGACCCAGACCAGUCCCAGGUGUUGGAGGGGGUGUACAGGAGCCUGGAGGAGGAAUCAAGGCAGCUGGAUGCCAUGAGUUCUGCCAUGAGGAGAGGCCAGGCUCUGGUGAAGAAGAAAGAGGAGACACUCAGUCAGUUGGAGGCGUCCUUGCUGGAAGAGCUCUCGGAGGAAGAUACGCUGAAGGGGACUGCGUGCAAGAAGAUAGUGACCUUUGACCUCAGCGACUUGGAAGACUCAGGUGGCAGGGCAAACCCAGAAGAGUUUCCCCACACAAUAGUUGGCUUGAAACCAGACUUGCCGUUUCCUCAGAGUGACAAGAUCCAGUACCUGACGGAGUCCCUGCAGCGCAUCACCAGUGACCUGACCGGUGUCCUCGCCUUCCUGGGUACCUUCAGCCACCAGCAGCCACCUCGCUUCACUUCCACCCAGGGAGCAGUGGCCCCCCUGCCCAAGGAGGGCAUGCCUCUGGCUGCUUACCUCUCUCUGGCACGCACCCAUCCCGCCUCCCCCUUGGUGUGUUCGGCUGAUCAGGGGCCCUGGAGUUCCGGCUUGGGUUUCCGGGGGCUGGCAGCAUCCUCUGGCAGCCAGGCCGUGGAUAGCAUGUUGGCAGAGAAGUGGCGCAAGUAUUUCCCAGGUGGCUUCCCGUUGCCCUUCAGAAGUUCUGGCUCUUUGGAUGGCAAGCUGGGAUGUGCAGCGGCCAGGGAGCAAGUUUGCCUGUUCCAGCAGUGCCGUUUCCAGGCCCACGAGACGGAAAUGCCAAAUAUCCAGGGCAUGAUUGAAGCCAACAAGAAAUGGCUGGAAAGCUUCAAGCAUGAUUCCAAAAUUCCUCUCUUGCCGAGCUCACCAAAGAAGGCAGCGAGACCUGCUGGCCCCCCCAUGCACCUUGGCUUGGAUGACAGCAAUCAGAUCCAGGUCUUCCACUUCUGAACCAUGG
Molecule: messenger RNA, 3826 nt
Organism: Heteronotia binoei (common prickly gecko)
Lineage: Eukaryota; Metazoa; Chordata; Lepidosauria; Squamata; Gekkonidae
Gene: CEP164
Product: centrosomal protein 164
Exons: 28
Coding region: 40-3819 (1259 amino acids)
Molecular function (GO): protein binding
Source: RefSeq, a predicted model, not a curated record